This is a messenger RNA of Cornus florida, 2283 nucleotides long. Its product is annotated as uclacyanin 1-like. The record is from RefSeq and is a predicted model, not a curated record. The transcript has 3 exons. Gene Ontology annotation, cellular component: plasma membrane. Gene Ontology annotation, molecular function: electron transfer activity. Lineage: Eukaryota; Viridiplantae; Streptophyta; Magnoliopsida; Cornales; Cornaceae. The coding region runs from base 1426 to 2109 and encodes 227 amino acids.
UAAAUGAGCAGGGAUGUUAGUAAUAUGAUUCAAUAAAAUUAGAGAAUCAUGGGAUUUAUGAAGUGUCGAUACUCUGAAUUAAGCUUGAAUGACAUGUCCACUGGUUACCCCACCUGCGGUUACUGCGAAGAUCAUUCGUGGCACUUCUCAAGUUCUAAAAUUUUGGACCAAGUUAUUGUUAUAAUGUAUCUCCAUUUGAUCAAAAUAGAGUGCAAUUCGUAAAUUAGCACCAUCCAUUAUAUUUGACUCGACCAACCAUACCUGGUCAAGUGGUUAUGGUGUAGCGAUGAGGUUUGCCAGCUUGGUUUCCGACCGUUGAUUUCAAAUUAGUUGGGGGUAUAUAUAUCAUAUAUGUGUGAAUACAUGUAUAAUAUAUAAUGGUAGAACAAGUGAACAACCCAAAUAAUUCAUUAUUGGUUACAUCCAAUCCACAUGUAACACUUACACAUCAGGUUAACGUGCGCCCAUUCUCAUGAUGACAGCUUCAAAGAUAUUUAAUUUGUCAUUUAGAAGUUGCAGUGGUGGCUUAGCUAAUUGCACGGGUUAGGUCAACCUCUCAAGAAAAUGUCCUCUUGUCCUCACAUGGAUGCCCACUAACAACUUCUUAAAAAUAUUUUACUUUUUUUUUUUAUGUAAAAAGGCACAAGAGAUCUAAAAACAAAGACUACAUAUCUUUAUUUACGCGUAUAAAUGUAUCAAUUUGAAGAAUCUCUGUCCUCUUAGAGUGUUUAUCUGUGAUAUUAAUCAAUAACAAAAACCAAUCUUUGAAAAUGGAAGCAUCUUUGCUGCAAUUAAAACUCGGGUCCCUAGGCUCUGAGAAUGUACACAAUGUAAUAUUAUGUACUGUACCAUUUUAAGUUGAAAUUCACAAAAAUAAAUUUAUUAUACUCCAUUUCUUUAGCAUGAUGUUUUAUAUAUAUUCACCUUAGAAAUACCGCGUAAACUAAACCUGUAUUUGAACCAAGUCAAGAUCACAAUCCAUAAACUAAUCUACAUCAAUGAGCAACUGGGGAAAUAUUAUACCAGAAAGUGUGAACUUCGGAUGGAAAAACAAAGUCAAGAUCACAACACCAUAAAUUAAUCUACAUCAAUGAACAAUUGGGAAAAUAUUAAACCAGAAAGUACGAACUUAAAACGGCAAAACACGGUUAAGGUAGAUAAAAAAAUUUAAAAAAAAAAAAAUGGAGGUUGAAUUUCUGACAAACAUACCUGUCAUUGGCAUCUCUUCAUGAUACUUAAAUAAAAUGGAGUGAGUAAACCAUAAACUUUAUCUUUAUUCCAAAAGGACUCUUUCUUAGUCCCUUCUUGAAUAUAAAUAGGAAUCUUGUUCAAUCCAAAAAACCAAUGCAAUCUCUUCUCUGAAACUUACUUGUGCAUCCUAAUUUUGGAGCUCUUUCUUCCUCACAUUCCCACUUCGUGCCGAAAAUGUCAAUUCUGAGAACACUAGUGAGCUUGGCUGUUAUAGCCAUGCUCAACAAAGCCAUGGCUGCCAAUUACACGGUCGGAGCUCCCAACGGUGGAUGGGAUACAAGCAGUGACCUGCAAACAUGGGCAUCCUCUCAAUCAUUUGCAAUCGGAGAUAAUCUGAUUUUCGUGUACACCAUAAACCAUGAUGUGGUUGAAGUUACAAAGGCAAACUAUGACUCCUGCCAGAGCAGUAGCCCGGUUCAGAGUUACACGGGAGGCAACACAGUCAUCCCUCUGGCUUCUGCAGGGAAAAGAUACUUCAUCUGUGGAACGAGUGGGCAUUGUAGCCAAGGAAUGAAGGUUGAAAUCGACACGCUUGCAGCUUCUGCACCCCCACCGUCUUCUCCAGCAAGCCCUCCACCAUCAUCAAUUCCGCCAACUGCUUCACCGGCCACUCCUCCAGCUGCCUCACCACCAGCACACUCGCCACAUUCUGCACCCACAUUGCCUCCAGCAUCCAAAGUACCUGUUGGCAGUCCUAAAUCAUCCCUUGAUGUUCCUUCCACUGAAUCUCCUGCAAGCUCUCCCCCUCUAAGUGAUCCUUCACCGCCACCACCUCCCUCAUUGGCAAGCAAAGUCAAUAUCUUCACAGGGUUUACAGCAGGAGUGGGUCUUGUCACGAUGAUGCUGCUGACCCUUUAAGCAUUUGAACAAAAUUUCUCCAAGAAUUGUUAUGUUUCCGACUAUCUGUGAGCUGAUUUUCCUUCUGAUGCUUCUCCAUGUUCUCGCUGUUCAGCGCGUUUGAGAAACAGAUUCUCGUUAACAGCAUUCAUUUUAUCCAAUAAUAAAACACACAGUCGAGAAAAUCACAUCAAA